This is a messenger RNA of Phyllopteryx taeniolatus (common seadragon), 7119 nucleotides long. RefSeq names its product unconventional myosin-VIIa (gene myo7ba). Lineage: Eukaryota; Metazoa; Chordata; Actinopteri; Syngnathiformes; Syngnathidae. Gene Ontology annotation, cellular component: myosin complex; cytoskeleton. Bases 136 to 6825 code for a protein of 2229 amino acids. Gene Ontology annotation, molecular function: cytoskeletal motor activity; ATP binding; protein binding. The record is from RefSeq and is a predicted model, not a curated record. The transcript has 47 exons.
GUGGUUCUACAGGAGCAAAGUCGAAGAGUUGUUAAAAAAGAAAAAGAAAAAAAGACUUCCUUCUUCAGUGUUGUUGAGGGAGUAGCAUCGAGGAGGACUCAUUGGAAAAAAACAAACCCUCAGAUUUCCACAGUGAUGCAUCUGUCCAAGGGGGAGUUCGUGUGGGUGGACACCGAGGCCGGCGUGCCCAUGGGAGCCCAGGUGAAGGUGACCGACACGGGACAGCUUCAGCUCAUCGACGACGAAGGAAAGGAACACAAGAUCACCAAGCGCAUCGAGGGCGGUCUCCGGCCCAUGCACCCCACCUCGGUGCACGGCGUUGACGACAUGAUCCGGCUGGGGGACCUGAACGAGGCCGGUCUCCUCCGGAACCUCAUGAUACGACACAAAGACGGCCUCAUCUACACGUACACGGGCUCCAUCCUGGUGGCGGUGAACCCCUACCAGCUGCUGCCGCUCUACACGGCCGAUCACGUGCACCAAUACACGGACCGGCGGCUGGGCGAGCUACCGCCGCACGUCUUCGCCAUCGCAGACAGCUGCUUUUUCAAAAUGCGCCGCAACCGCAGGAACCAAUGCUGUGUCAUCAGCGGUGAAUCAGGGGCCGGCAAAACGGAGAGCACCAAACUGAUGCUGCAGUUUCUCGCGGCUGUGAGCGGCCAGCACUCCUGGAUUGAGCAUCAGAUUCUGGAGGCCAAUCCCAUUUUGGAAGCCUUCGGGAACGCCAAAACCAUCCGCAACGACAACUCCAGCCGCUUCGGCAAGUACAUCGACACCAAGUUCACCAAAGGGGGCGCCAUCGAAGGGGCACGCAUCGAGCAGUACCUGCUGGAGAAGUCCAGGGUGUGUCGCCAGGCACCCGAGGAAAGGAACUACCAUGUUUUCUACUACAUGCUGAUGGGAAUGCCAGCCGAGCAGAAAAAGAUCCUUUCGCUGGGGAACGCCGCCCAGUAUAACUACCUGACCAUGGGGAAGUGCACCACCUGCGACGGUCGUGACGACAUUAAGGAAUACGCUCACUUCCGCUCGGCCCUCAAGAUCCUCAUGUUCAGCGAGAACGACACCUGGGAAAUCUGCAAGCUGCUCGCUGCCAUCCUGCACAUCGGGAAUGUCAACUUCGAAGGAACCAUCGUUAACAACCUGGAAGGCUGCGAAAUCCUGGACUCAUUGCAUUUUGACAUGGCCAGCCAACUUUUGGAGGUGGACCCUAAAGUUAUGGAGAAAAGCCUGAGUCAGCGUUCCUUCAUGACCAUCAGGGAGAGCGUGAGCAAAGUUCUGACCUCGACACAGGCCUUGGACGGCAGGGACGCGUUUGUCAAGGCUAUUUACGGCCGCCUUUUCAUUUGGGUGGUGGAGAAAAUCAAUGCGGCCAUUCACAAGCCGCCGGGGGAGUCCGACGAGGUUAGGCAGUCCAUCGGCCUCCUCGACAUCUUCGGCUUCGAGAACUUCAGCACAAACAGUUUCGAGCAGCUGUGCAUCAACUACGCCAACGAGCAGCUGCAGCAGUUUUUCGUCAAGCACGUGUUCAAGCUGGAGCAGGAGGAGUACGCCCGGGAAAGCAUCGUGUGGGAGCGCAUCGACUACAAGGACAACCAAGAAACCUUGGACGUGCUCGCCAACAAGCCCCUCAACAUACUGGCCCUCGUAGACGAAGAAAGCAACUUCCCCAAGGGUACAGAUACCACCAUGCUCCAAAAAAUGAAUCAGGUCCAUGGGAAAAGGAACAUCUACAUUUCCCCCAAGAACAACUACGAGACUCAGUUUGGAGUCAAUCAUUUCGCAGGCGUCGUCUACUACGACUCCAAAGGUUUCCUGGAGAAAAACCGUGACGCCCUGAGCCCAGACCUCAUCCAGUUGGUGGAGACGUCCAGCAACAAGCUGCUCAAGAUGGUCUUCCACAACGAGAUGUCCUCCAGCAACACCAGCACCAAGAACGCAGCCAACCCCAGGAUGGUCAUCAACACACCCAAGAACACACUAAGGCAAGCCAACGACAGCAAGAAGCAGGUUCCCACGCUCUCGGGCCAAUUCCGUCAAUCCCUGGACUCCCUGAUGAAAACUCUGAUGGCGUGUCAGCCAUAUUUCAUCCGCUGCAUCAAACCCAACGACUACAAGAAGCCGAUGCUGUUUGACAGAGAGCUGUGCCUGCGUCAGCUGCGUUACUCAGGCAUGAUGGAGACCAUCAGGAUCCGCAAAGCCGGCUAUCCUGUACGCUACACGUUUGAUGAGUUCCUGGACCGCUACAGGGUUCUUCUCAAGACCUACAUCUGUGACCCACGAAAGGAAAGCAAAGAGAAAUGCUGCGAAAGUAUCUGUGAGUCCGUGCUGGCUGGAGAGGGCGACUGGAAGACAGGAAAGACAAAGAUCUUCCUGAAGGACUUCCACGACACCAUGCUGGAAGUGGAGCGGAUGAAGGAACUGAACACCAAGGCACUUUUGAUCCAGAAGGUUCUACGAGGCUACAAAUACAGGAAACAGUUCCUGAAGAAAAAAGCAGCUGCUCUUGUCAUUCAGAAGCACUGGCGAGGACACAAAGGGAGACAAGUGUACCGGGUGGUCCAGAAGGGCUUUGCAAGGCUGCAGGCGCAGGUUCGGUCGCGCCAGCUGCACCUACAGUACAAGAAGAAGCGGCAGGCGGCCAUCUUGCUGCAGGCGCAGGCGAGGGGCUACGUGGCCCGCAAGGACUGGAAGCGCAAGAGGGACGCAGUGGUCCUCCUGCAGGCGCACACCAGAGGCCUGGUGGCCAGGAGGGCUCUCAAGAACAUGAAGAGAAACAUGUAUCUGUCCGCCAAAGAGAAAGAAGCCGAGCGUCAGGUCAUUCUGGAGCGCCAGAAGCAUCUUGAGGACGUGCUGAGGCAGAAGAAGGAGAUGGAGGCCCAAGCCCAGUCUGAGUCCAUCAUGGACCAGGAGGUGGACGACAUCUUUGGCUUCCUGCCUGUCAUGGUGGGGGGGCAAGAGGGGCAGGCGCCUGAAGGGUUCGAGACUUUGGAGAGCAAGCGGGUUCUCCUGGAGGAGAUUGACAUUGACAGUAUCUCCAUUGAAGAUGAAGACCUGCAUGAAGAGGACCAGGACGACCUGGACGAGUACCCCUUCUCCAAGUUGGCGUCUAUGUACUUCCAGGGCGGUGCGUCGCCUUCGCACAUCCGCCAGAGGCUGAGACGGCCGCUGCUCUACCACGAGGACGAGGGAGACGUCUUGGCCUCGUUGACAGUCUGGUGGAUCAUCCUGAGGUUCAUGGGAGAUCUUCCCGAGCCCAAGAAGCAGUUCCGGGUCCAGGGAAGUUCCUCGCAAGAACUUGUUCUCACCCAGGACGUCAUCAACAGAAAGGACAGACGUCUGAGCCACAUGGUCGGGCUGGAUCAGCGUGUACUCCGGAACAAAAAGGGCCCACAGCCUUCUCCUGUCCAGGAGGAGUCCACUCCCAACAGAAAGGUCUCCAUCUUCACGGACCUCCUGUCUAGAAACAAGAGGGCUGCUCCGGGCGAGGCAGCCCCAAACGCCAAGAUCUACACCGUCCCUGAAGGGAGCCCUCGGACUAGGAAGGGCUCCACCUUCACAGACCUGCUGUCCCGGAGUCGGAAAAACUCUAGCAUUCAGGAAAAUGGAAUCCCCAAAUCCUCAUCCAGCUUCCGAAAACCCUCCAUUAUCAUGGAAGAGUCUGAGGAUCAGCCGGACGUGUCCAAGGCUCCCAGCCUAGAGACGGUGAAGGAAGACAGUGGCGACGUCCUGAUCGGUGAGGGUCCCACCCUGGACCGGACGAUGACGUCUCUGGAGAAGCUGCACAUCAUCGUGGGCUAUGCCAUAGUCCGACGCGACCUCAGGGAUGAGAUCUACUGCCAGAUCUGCAAGCAGUUGCAGGACAACAACAACCGCAAUAGCUACUUCCGAGGAUGGAUCCUGCUCUCACUCUGUCUGGGUGUCUUUGCGCCGAGUGAACAGAUUCUAAGGUACAUCCAAAGUUUCAUCCGCUCCGCUCCGAGUGGCUAUGCCUCCUAUUGUGCAGAGAGGCUGCGUCGCACCCUCACCAACGGUGUGCGGAGGGAGCCCCCUGCCUGGCUCGAGCUCCAGGCAACCAAGACGAAGAAGCCAAUGGUGGUGUCUGUCACGCUCAUGGACGGACGCUUGGUCAACCUUCCCGUGGAUUCGGCGUCCACAUCCAAGGAGAUCUGCCAGCUCCUCGCCAACAAAGUCAAACUGAAAGACACGUUUGGCUUUUCCCUCUACGUGGCUCUGUAUGAAAAGGUGUGGGCCCUGGGCGGCGGCCGUGAGCACGUGAUGGAUGCCAUCUCCCAGUGCGAGCAGGAGGUGAAGCGGCGCGGCGGGCAGGAGCAGCAUGCACCCUGGCGCCUAUUCUUCCGCAAGGAGAUCUUCACGCCCUGGCACGACUGCUCCGAGGACAAGACUAGCACGGAGCUCAUCUACCAGCAGGUCGUCCAUGGCCUGAAGUUCGGCGAGUACCAAGCGGAGAAGGAAGAUGAUUUUGUCCAACUCGCUGCCAAGCAUCUCUAUAUCAAGCACGGCUCAGAUAACAGCAGCGGGGUGGUGAAGGAGGCGGUGCAGGGCUGCAUCAGCAACUCCCUGCUGGAGGCCAAGUCUGAAGCCAAAUGGGUUCAAAUGGUUAGCACGGCCCAUGCUCAGGGUUCCUACCUAAUUUCCCUGCAAAAAGUGGAUUCAGUGAAAGCGGAGAUAGUGGACUACGCCCGUGAAAAGUGGCCCAUCUUCUUCUCCAGGUUCUUUGAGUUGGUGAAAGUGUCAGGUCCUCCACUGCCAAAGAAUAAGUUAAUCGUGGCUGUAAACUGGACUGGCCUCACCUUCCUGGAUGAGCGAGAAAAGAGGCUCCUGGAACUCUCUUUCCCAGAAGUCACUGGCGUUAACUGCACAAGAGAUCCUAAAGGCCCAAAGGUGUCUCUGCUGACUCUGAAGGGAGACUUCAUGCUGAGCGGAUCCAUGGCCGAGGACAUGGCCGAGCUAGUCACCAUGUUCCUCAGCGGACUGACUGAGCGCUCGCAAUAUGCUGUGACCUUGAAGGAGAUGGAUAAGCAAGACGACCCAACGUUCCUCAGUUUCAAGAAGGGCGAGGUCAUCAUCAUACUCCAAGACAAUGAGUUCUCGCAGCAGCGUGGCUGGAUAAAAGGGAAAAAUGACCGUACGGGGAAAACGGGGGCCGUUCCCAUGGAGGCCAUCUUAAUCCUGCCGACGCUUAGCAAACCCACAAAUGAAGUCAUGAGCCUGCUCAACCUGUCCCCCAACCAGCGGAAGACCAUACUAGCCAACCAAAAAGACACUGGCACAGUUGAGAGAAUAGCACCAGUUACCCUGAGGGAGUUCUCACUCGAGUACUUCAGGCAGCCCGCAAAGGAUUUGAACCGGCAGGUGAUGUCACGAAAUGCUGCCCCUGAGAGGCUGUGGUUGAACUCACGUGAGCCCAUCAGACAGCCUCUUCUUAAGAAGCUGGUGGGCAACUCGGAGCUGAGCCAUAAAGCCUGUCUGGCCUUCACCGCCAUCCUAAAGUAUAUGGGCGAUUACCCAACCAAGCAGAUGCAAAGUCCCCUCGAACUCACCGACCAAAUCUUUGGGCCUGCCACGGAAAAAGAGAUCCUCAGAGACGAGAUAUACUGCCAGAUUAUGAAGCAGAUGAGCAGCAAUAACAACCGGUUCAGCUUGGACCAGGGGUGGCAGCUGCUGUGGUUGUGCUGUGGCCUCUUCCCUCCCAGUCAGUCACUUCUGAAGCAUGCCCAGCGGUUCCUGGAGUCACGGCGCCGAGAGCCACUGGCCUCUGACUGCCUGAAACGACUGCAGAGCUCUUUGAGGAUGGAGCCCAGGAAGCUUCCGCCACACCAGGUGGAAGUGGACGCUAUCCAGCAGAACAGCACACAGAUCUUCCACAAAGUCCACUUCCCCAAUGACACGGGGGAGAUCUUCGAGGUGGCGACCAGCACCAAGAUCGGAGAUCUCAUCAGGAACAUUUCCAACAAGCUGCAACUGACUACAGCCGAUGGCUUCAGCAUUUUCAUUAAGACGCACGACAAGGUCCUCAGUCUGAAUGACAGCGACUACUUCUUUGACAGUCUGAGGCAGAUCACAGACUGGUCCAGAAAGACCAAACGCAUUAAAGAUGGUGGUCAGGUCAGCAUGCCCUACCUGGUCUUCUUCAUGAGAAAGCUGUGGUUCAACGUGAUCCCUGGCAGAGACCUGGAGGCAGACCUAAUCUUCCACUUCCCACAGGAAGUCCCCAAGUACCUGAGGGGCUACCACGUGUGCACCAAGGACGACAUGGUCCAAAUCGCCUCCCUGCUCUUCCGCAUUAAGGUCGGUAACGACAAGAGUCAAUUUGUGACCAUCCCCAAGAUCCUGAAGGAAUUGAUACCCGGUGACCAGCUCAAGACCAUGUCUGAAAACGAGUGGAAGAAGAGCAUCGUGGCAUCUUUCAACAAACAAGCGGGCAAGACUGUGGAGGAAGCAAAGGUGGCGUUCCUGAAGGCGGUUUGUCGCUGGCAAACAUUCGGCUGCGCUUUCUUUGAAGUGAAGCAAACGUCCGAGCAAACCUUUCCGGACAUUGUGCGGAUUGCCAUCAGCAAGCAAGGACUCACCAUCAUACACCCCAAAACCAAGGAAGUGUUGGCGAACCACCCGUUUAAUCGCAUUGCCAGCUGGUGCAGUGGGAGCACGUAUUUCCACAUGACCAUUGGCAGCUUGGUGAAGGGCAGCAAAUUCCUGUGCGAAACGUCGUUGGGCUACAAGAUGGACGACCUCAUCACCUCCUACAUCAACAUGUACAUGCAAGAGAGGAGGCCGGUGCAGAGCAGGAACCAGCGCUUCAAUUGACGCCCGCACGUCCAGCGAGACUUGACUCGUCACUGCGUAUGGAGACAAAUGAUUGUCAAAAAUAAAUAUGUACUUUACCUACUAGCUAUUGCAUGUGCCAAGGCAUCACAAGCAUAUGCUAUAAAUAACUGAAAUAUGAUGUGAUAGUCUGUGAAUGUUUCGCAACUCGACUGCAGGAAGUGCUGGAAUACAUAGUAAGUAUUUAUUCAAGUCCCUUGUAAUCAUAUUUACGUUCAUGACUUUGCUUGAGCUGAUUGGAUUCCUGACAAAUAAACGUUCAUUUUACGCACAAAG